Molecule: messenger RNA, 591 nt
Organism: Striga hermonthica
Lineage: Eukaryota; Viridiplantae; Streptophyta; Magnoliopsida; Lamiales; Orobanchaceae
Source: the annotation of a GenBank genome assembly
AUGCAGCAGCCAGGGCCGAUGUUUCCUGUCAUGCCCUCAUUUCCUCCGACCAAUAUCACCACCGAGCAGAUUCAGAAGUACCUUGAUGAGAACAAGAAACUGAUACUGGCAAUUUUGGACAAUCAGAAUCUUGGCAAACUUGCUGAGUGUGCCCAGUAUCAGGCUCAGCUUCAAAAGAAUUUGAUGUAUUUGGCAGCAAUAGCCGAUGCGCAGCCGCAGACACCAGCCAUGCCUACCCAGAUGACUCCCCCACAUCCCAGCAUGCAACAGGGAGGGUUCUACAUGCCACAUCACCCUCAAGCCGCCGCCAUGCAGCAUCCUGGCGGUCUAUUCCCCCCACGGGGCCCGCCAUUUGGCAGUCCACACCCAAUGCAGGAACAGUCCCACCCUCAGGCUGCGGCCCAAGCGCAAAUGGGCUUGGGAAGGCCGCCCGUCGGGCACAGCAACGACACGAGCCAGCUGGCAGGAGGCCCGUCGAACUCUGGCCUCAACGACAUCCUGCUCGGAGGAGGCAGCAAGCAAGAUAAAGCUGCCGGCUCGGAUGCUGCCUGGGGAAACUCACCCUCCGCGGAAGGGGAGGAACUUAAGUGA